GUCUUGCACGCGCCCUACCUGCUUUUGGACGUCAUUCGCUUCAGUGUCACUCUCUCCCAAUAGCCACCGCCAUCCUCCACCGAAACCAUCCCGAAUCUCUUUGUUGUCGUGUAGCCGCUUUCGACAAAAGGUCGCCGCCAUCUGCUCACACCGCCCCCUCGACGACAACACCUCCUAUUCCCUCCUCGACUCCUCGACUGUUCGACUCCUCCCUUCUCCUCCUGCUUCAUCCCAGCUCCUCUACAAGAAAGGAGAAAGAAAACAUGAACGGAACAACAGAGAUCACCAACACGAACGGCGCAGAGGCAGGCCUGUUCGGCGACGACCUGCUCUCCCCAGACGUCGCCGCCGCCCUGCCAACCGGCUACAAGAUCCGUGCCCUGCGCCGGGCCGACUACCACGCCGGUUUUCUCGACUGCCUGCGCGUCCUGACCACCGUCGGCGACAUCAGCGAAGACCAGUUCUCGGGGCGCUUCGACUGGAUCAGGCGGCAGGAUGGAAGCUACUACGUCCUGGUCAUCGAGGAUGGCGAAGGCAGGGUCGUCGGGACGGGUGCGCUGAUCGCCGAGAGGAAAUUUAUACACAACCUCGGCCUGGUCGGUCACAUCGAGGACAUCGCCGUCGCCAAGGACCAGCAGGGCAAGAAGCUGGGCCUCCGCCUCAUCCAGGCCCUUGACUUUAUCGCCGAGAAGAUUGGCUGCUACAAGACCAUCCUCGACUGCAGCGAGGCCAACGAGGGCUUCUACAUCAAGUGCGGCUUCAAGCGGGCUGGGCUAGAGAUGGCCCACUACUACCAAAAAGAGUCGAGGCUAUGAUGAAACCGUUGGUCGAUGAUGAGCGGCUCAUCUAUUUUGAGAACCCCCAUUUUCUGUUGCCCUGACACGGCAGAUUCGUUCCAUAUGAUGGGUACAAAGCGUGGUAAUCUUUGUGGUACAUAAAGCGGCGUUUCAAUCAUGAUUUAGAAUGAAUUUUGAGCUCAUACAUGCCGGCGGGGAGUCGGCUUCAAAAUAGAUACGAUUUACAGGCGAAUGACUUACUUCCUGGUCCAG
This is a messenger RNA of Cryphonectria parasitica EP155, 1049 nucleotides long. RefSeq names its product acyl-CoA N-acyltransferase. The coding region runs from base 264 to 815 and encodes 183 amino acids. Gene Ontology annotation, biological process: UDP-N-acetylglucosamine biosynthetic process. The record is from RefSeq and is a predicted model, not a curated record. NCBI's taxonomy places the organism in Eukaryota, Fungi, Ascomycota, Sordariomycetes, Diaporthales, Cryphonectriaceae. Gene Ontology annotation, molecular function: glucosamine 6-phosphate N-acetyltransferase activity; monosaccharide binding. The transcript is spliced from 3 exons. Gene Ontology annotation, cellular component: Golgi apparatus; endoplasmic reticulum-Golgi intermediate compartment; endoplasmic reticulum.